Trypanosoma conorhini is the source of this 1551-nucleotide messenger RNA. RefSeq names its product tubulin---tyrosine ligase. The transcript has a single exon. Lineage: Eukaryota; Euglenozoa; Kinetoplastea; Trypanosomatida; Trypanosomatidae. The record is from RefSeq and is a predicted model, not a curated record. Gene Ontology annotation, biological process: protein modification process. Bases 1 to 1551 code for a protein of 516 amino acids.
AUGGCGCGAACCCAUGAGCUAUCCUAUAGUUCGGCGGCAUCGGGGGCCCCAUUUAGGGGCGGGGGUCUACCGCCAGCUGCGUCCAUUUCCCCGCCGUGCGUUGUCAAGAUGCGGCCAUCGGGCGCUGCUGUGGGAAGCGAGGGCGAGCGGAGGAAAAAGGCUUAUGCUCCUUCGACAACGUCUCCGUCCCCACGCAACACCUGCGCCACCCGCAGUUCUUCGCCUGGCGUGAGCGUUAGGCGACGUCCGCGUCUGCUUGCGGUGAUGAAAAACAUGGGUUCCUUCUAUGCGGAGAUGGCCGAACAGCUGGUGUCAACAGGCGAGUGGGAGAGCGUCCUAGUCACGCGUUCCUGCACGGGUAGUGAGCUGGUGGUCGCCUCCCACGGGCGUCCGCUGCGGCUUGAGCACGUCACGCUCCUCCUCGGCGAAAAGAUUCCGGCAGAGAAGUUUGUUGCGUCGCGUCGCCUCCUGACCGAGCGAGACGAUAAGCAUCGUGGUGGGCGGCGUGCCAGAGACGUAGAUGGCCCGAGAAAUGUCGAUGUGCUUUGUGUUGUAAAUUGUGUGGAGAAGCUGCGCUGCAUCACGCUCAAGGGGAGCAUGGUGUCUACCCUGCUCGCGUACCACUCGGAGUCAUGGGAGGAGUUGGGCGACUACUUGCCGGUGACGUUUCAAGUCAUUCCCAGGAAGCCCAGGCUUGAUGAACGCAGGAUGUUGCUGGCGACACUGCGGAAGAGGUCUAGGCGUGACGCCCUGUGGAUAGCGAAGAGCUCCUCCGGGUGCCAUGGGGAUGGCGUGGAAAUAUUUCGUAACGACGAAAAGAGUGUGAUUAAAAUGCUCAACUACAUAGAUGGCCAGAAGGAGUCGCAUAUGUGGGUGGUACAGUGCUACAUUGAUCGCCCGCUGCUUUACCACCGCCGCAAGUUUGACCUGCGCUUUUGGGUUCUCCUUUGCGCCGACCGGUACGAAAUAUACGUCUACAAGCAACUGGUGAUGCGCAUGAGCAGCGUCGAGUACAGCCCGCAGAGCGCCACCUCAAGGACCGCAGUGGGACGCCUGGCACACAUUACGAAUCAUUGCGUACAGGCCCAGGGCAAAGUUUUCGAGGCCUUUGAGGAAGGCAAUGAGUUGUGGGGUCAACACCUUGACGCCGUCGUUCGCUACAAGGGCAAAAGGUUGCUGAAGAAGGGAAUUAUGCACGACGGCGCCAAUCCCCACCUGGAGCCCAGCUUAGUAAGCACUAUACUUCCACAAAUUUACCAUAUCGCCGUAGAAACCCUCCUGGCCGCUCGGAGAUCCAUUCCGACUGGGCGGUCGCCAUACAUGACGCCGUGCUUUCAGCUCUUUGGUUACGACUUUUUGCUUGACGAGUGGCUGCGAGCAUGGCUGUUGGAGAUAAACGGCGCCCCAGGCGUUGCAGACCGGUUGCUGCCGGCGCUAGUGGCAGACACCAUUGAGAUUGCGUUGACGCCGUUCUUCCCAAACACCACGAAGGCCGCAAUCCAGCGAAGCGGGAUCACCCAAGGUAAUGGGUACGUGAAGGUUUACCCGUAG